AAAGACAUUUCAAAGUGUAGAGAAAACAUAAUGGCUGAAUUCAAUUUGAACCAUAAACAACAGAAGCAUUUUGUUCUGGUUCAUGGUGUUUGCCUUGGAGCUUGGUGUUGGUACAAACUAAAACCACAAUUAGAAUCUAUUGGUCACAAAGUCACAACACUUGACCUUGCAGCUUGUGGCACCAGCACACACAAAAUUGAAGAUGUUCAUACUUUUGCAGACUAUUCUAAGCCUUUGUUAGAGUUUUUAGCAUCACUUGAUCCAAAUGAAAAAGUGAUUCUUGCAGGACAUAGCUUUGGUGGAAUGAGUAUAGCUCUUGCAAUGGAAAAAUUCUCAGAAAAAAUAGCAGUUGGAAUUUUCAUAGCAGCUUUUGUUCCUGAUACCCAACAUCAACCAUCAUAUGUAAUACAACAGUAUAUUGAGAGAUAUCCAAUUAGUGGAUGGUUAGACACUGAGUUUUCAUUUGAUGGAAGCAAAAUGGUAGUGCUUCCUGGCCUCAAGUUCUUGUCCACUAAAUUCUUUCAACUAUGCGCCAAAGAGGAUUUUGAAUUGGUGAAGAUAUUACUAAGAGCAGGGUCAUUUUUUCUUGAGGAUCUGUCUGAGGCCGAGAAUUUCUCCAAAGAGAGAUAUGAAACCGUUCCACGUGCUUUUAUUAUUGCUAGUGAGGACUUGGCAAUUCCUGUGGAGUUUCAACAAUGGAUGAUACAAAAUGCUGGGAUUGAUGUUGUGAAAGUGGUUGAUGGAGCUGAUCAUAUGACCAUUCUUUCCAAACCUCAAGAACUGUGUUUGUCCCUGUUUGAGAUUGCUGAUAAAUACAUUUAGUGGAUAUCCAUUUUGCAUGUUAAUUAAGUAGAAGUACAAUAAGAAUGUUAUCCAUUCUUGCAAGUGUUUGAUAAUUAGCUCAAUCCAACUUUCGUAACAAACAAGGCCAUAGUGUAAUUGCCAUGAUGCUUGGAUAGUAGUUAGUAUUUAGUAAUGUCCUCUAAUGUAAUUGGCUUGUACGAUGAAGUGUUAACUAAAAUAGACACCUGUUUAAUAGGAAGACCACAUGCAUUGUAAAUUAUAUGCGUGUUUGGAUUCAAAUUGUGACUUAUAGGAUUUGGUGUGGUGGCACAACCAUAUAUUGUGUUGUUGAAUGUUGAUAUGUGUGUGAGAGAGAUGUUUCAGAAUUGAUGUCAUGUGUUUUGAGGAUUCAAUCCACAUUCUUUCAUUUUCGAGCUA
Messenger RNA from Vicia villosa (hairy vetch), 1221 nucleotides. Its product is annotated as polyneuridine-aldehyde esterase-like. The coding region runs from base 31 to 822 and encodes 263 amino acids. The transcript has 3 exons. The record is from RefSeq and is a predicted model, not a curated record. Gene Ontology annotation, molecular function: methyl salicylate esterase activity; methyl jasmonate esterase activity; methyl indole-3-acetate esterase activity. NCBI's taxonomy places the organism in Eukaryota, Viridiplantae, Streptophyta, Magnoliopsida, Fabales, Fabaceae. Gene Ontology annotation, biological process: jasmonic acid metabolic process; salicylic acid metabolic process.